Nannospalax galili (Upper Galilee mountains blind mole rat) is the source of this 2090-nucleotide messenger RNA. RefSeq names its product hydroxyacyl-CoA dehydrogenase trifunctional multienzyme complex subunit beta (gene Hadhb). Gene Ontology annotation, molecular function: acyltransferase activity, transferring groups other than amino-acyl groups. Bases 152 to 1579 code for a protein of 475 amino acids. The transcript is spliced from 16 exons. The record is from RefSeq and is a predicted model, not a curated record. Gene Ontology annotation, biological process: fatty acid beta-oxidation. Lineage: Eukaryota; Metazoa; Chordata; Mammalia; Rodentia; Spalacidae.
GCCCGCGAAGUCUGAGGCUCGGGGCGUGGGGAGGCUUUGAGGUAGGGUCCUCGUAGAGCCUAAACGUCCCCAGGUUCCCCUAGGGCUUGUCACUCCGCAGAGAUCCUGCCCGGGAGCGGUUGCUUUUGCUAAGGAGAACUGAGAUUUCAGAAUGACUUCAAUCUUGACUUCCACUUUUAAAAACCUUUCUACUACAUCAAAAUGGGCCCUCAGAUUUUCUAUAAGACCUCUGAGCUGUUCUUCCCAACUACAAGCUGCCCCAGCUGUCCAGACUAAAUCAAAGAAGACCUUAGCAAAACCCAAUGUAAAGAAUAUCGUGGUUGUGGAAGGUGUCCGCAUUCCAUUUUUGCUGUCAGGCACUUUGUAUAAAGACCUGAUGCCACAUGAUUUGGCUAGAGCUGCACUGUCGGGUUUGUUGCAUCGGACCAAUGUUCCAAAGGAUGUUGUUGAUUAUAUCAUCUUUGGUACAGUUAUUCAAGAAGUAAAAACAAGCAAUGUGGCUAGAGAGGCUGCACUAGGAGCUGGCUUCUCUGACAAGACUCCUGCUCACACUGUCACCAUGGCUUGCAUCUCUUCAAACCAAGCCAUGACCACAGCUGCUGGCCUGAUUGCUUCUGGCCAGUGUGAUGUGGUUGUGGCUGGGGGUGUUGAGUUAAUGUCCGAUGUUCCUAUUCGUCAUUCAAGGAAAAUGAGAAAAAUGAUGCUUGAUCUCAAUAAAGCCAAGAGUCUGGGCCAGCGACUGUCCUUACUCUCUCAAUUCAGAUUGAAUUUUCUAUCACCUGAGCUCCCUGCAGUGGCUGAGUUCUCUACUAAUGAGACCAUGGGCCACUCUGCAGACCGACUAGCUGCUGCCUUUGCUGUUUCUCGACUGGAACAGGAUGAAUAUGCACUACGCUCUCACAGUUUGGCCAAAAAGGCCCAGGAUGAAGGUCACCUUUCCGAUAUUGUACCCUUCAAAGUACCAGGAAAGGACACAGUCACCAAAGAUAAUGGCAUCCGACCUUCCUCACUGGAGCAGAUGGCCAAACUAAAACCUGCAUUCAUCAAACCCUAUGGCACAGUGACAGCUGCAAAUUCUUCUUUCCUGACUGAUGGUGCUUCUGCAAUGCUGAUUAUGUCAGAAGACAAAGCUCUGGCCAUGGGUUAUAAACCAAAGGCAUAUCUGAGGGAUUUUAUAUAUGUGUCCCAGGAUCCAAAAGAUCAGCUUUUACUCGGACCAACAUAUGCUACUCCAAAAGUUCUAGAAAAGGCAGGAUUAACCAUGAAUGAUAUUGAUGCUUUUGAAUUUCAUGAAGCCUUCUCAGGUCAAAUUUUGGCUAACUUUAAAGCCAUGGAUUCUGAUUGGUUUGCGCAAAACUACAUGGGUAGGAAAAUCAAGGUUGGAUCACCUCCUCUGGAGAAAUUUAAUGUCUGGGGUGGAUCGCUGUCUCUGGGGCACCCUUUUGGAGCCACUGGCUGCCGGUUGGUCAUGGCAGCUGCCAACAGAUUGCGUAAGGAUGGAGGCCAGUAUGCCUUAGUGGCUGCCUGUGCAGCUGGAGGGCAGGGUCAUGCAAUGAUAGUGGAAGCUUAUCCAAAAUGAUUGCUUUGAGGAGGCGACCUGAUUUCUGUGCAGCAUUCACUCACACUGGGCAAUGCCAUUUCAAUGCACUACUAAGUGACACCUAUAGUUCCUAGCUCCUCUUAGGAAAACAACAUUUGUGGCCUUCUGUUAAAUACUUUACAAUCACGCCUUGCCAGUGUUCUGAGCUUUUCAAUAGUCACAGCUUAUAUACUUUUGGGGGAUUUCUAAGUUACAGACUAUCACACAGAUAUAUGUAAGCAGUUGUUGAUCUCUUUUUUCAUAAAGGCUAAUGAGUGGUUACAGUUUGGAAAGAGGUUAGCUAAGGUUUGGAAUCAUCUUUGUAACAUUUACAGACUCUUCCUUUCCUAUCUGUGUCAUAGAGAUAAUUGUUUUUCUCUAAAAUAUAAACCAAUGUGCCUCAAUUAACUCAUUAUGGAAAAAAAUAAUAAUUAAGCAUCACUGAAAACUGAAAUGUUUAGAGACAUAAAUACCAUGGUGGUUAACCUUAAUAAAGUAGAGAAAUAUUGAA